AUGAGUUCCAACACAAAUGAAAUCACUGUCACUCUUGGACAAAUCGCCAAGAUGAUCGACCACUCUCUUCUGCACCCCACCAUGACAGACGCCGACAUUCUUCAAGGCCUUGCGGUCGCCAAGAAGUACGGCGUCGCCACAGCUUGCGUCAAACCUUAUGCAAUUGCCAUGGCUAAGCAGGAACUUCAGGGCACUGAUGUCUUGAUCUGUCCCGUCAUUGGAUUUCCUCAUGGAAACAGCAGCACUGCCGUCAAGGUCUUCGAAGCUGACGUUGCUACUGCUGUUGGCGGUAAAGAGAUCGAUAUGGUCAUCAAUAUCGGCAAGGCACUCGGCGGUGACUGGAACUACGUCGCUGAUGAGAUUCGUCAAGUCAACAAUGUCGUUGUCAAGCGUGGGGCUAUUUUGAAAGUCAUUUUCGAAAAUGACUACCUGAAUGAGGAACACAUUGUACGCCUUUGCAAGAUCUGCUCGGAUAUUGAAGUGGCUUUCGUCAAGACUUCGACUGGCUACGGUUUCGUCAAGCAGGCAAAUGGCAUGUACAGUUACAAGGGUGCUACUAUUCCUCAUCUGAAACUCAUGGUAGAGGAAUCUGGCGAGAACGUCCAGGUCAAGGCUGCCGGAGGUGUCCGUACCCUUGACGAUUUGCUGCAUGCGUUUCAGCAACAUGAUGCUGUCUCACCAGAAGGUGUUGAAUUCUCGGCUCUAAGAUCGGAGACCUGGGCUCAAUCUAAAACCAAUGACACCAAUAAUACAAUUCAAAGACAUGUCGCUGAACGGCCUAGAGACAUAUAUCUACAACAAGGCGACAUCAAGUACAAGCCGUCCGCCGCCGAGAAGGAACUCAUGUCAUUAUUACCCGAACUAGGGCCUGCGACUCUCUUGGUCGAUAACUAUUUUGAUCGGAUCCACUGGUUCAUCCUAGUCUUUCACCAAGAUGAUUUUAGAAAAAGAUUCCAGGAUCUUUAUCAUUACACCGCUUUCUCUUCUGGUUCAAAUGCUCCAUCGAGAGGUAUAGGCUUUAUAGCUAUUCUCUUGGCUGUUUUCGCGACCAGCUUGCAUCACAUCGGUGCUCAAGAAAGCAAGCUAAAGUCUCACAAUGUUAAUCAAAAAGAACUGAAAGACAGGAUAUUAACCACCCUUAAAUUGAGAUUCUUGGAUGUUGUAUCAAGAGGUUCUCUUGAAGCGGUGCAAUUCUGCGUUUUGCUGGCAAGUUAUUACCUGUACCACGGCGAACCUGGUAUGGCUUGGCCACUAUCGGGUUCUGGAUUGCGAAUCGCUCAAGCACUCAACCUUCAUCGAAAAAUGACACCUGGAGAUCCUAGCGAUCAGGCUCUGAACCAGCAGAUACAAGACCGGAAACGGGCCUGGUGGGCUGUCUACGAGAUCGAUACUUUCUGCUCAAUGCUUUAUGGGUUUCCCCUGGGCUUUUCCGAUAGCGAUUGCAAUGUCGAGCCUCUGGAUCCGUAUGAUGAGUACUCUGGAUCAACUAAAGAGUCCCGCCAGACGAUGAUACCAUCGUUGUUGUUCUACAAGUGUGCAAUGUCAACGCUGUCGGCUAUUGUCAAGUCCGCAUUAGUUGAGCUGUAUGGUACUCGGCAUGGUGACCGAAAGAGAAAGGACAAUCUAAAAGGUCUUUUCGAUAAAGUUACGGUUUUGAAUGGGCGUCUCGAAGAGUGGUAUAGAAGCCUGGCCCCGAAGCUCAGCUUUGAUAGUCAUCACUCUCUUUUCGACGUUCAGGUUGCCCAGGACCGGGAAAGAACUGGACAAGAAUUUGAGAAUUAUCUGUUCCGCCUACAAGCGCUUUCUCUCAAGCUGGCUUACGAAAAUGCGAAAAUCUUAAUCCAUAGGCCUCUUCUAUCGUUCAAAAUGGCUAGCUCGACUUCAACAAACACUGUCACUUCGAAGACUGACCCAUUUCGGCUGGCGAUGCAACAGUGUAGGGAAGCUGCACUGCAGAUAUCAAAAGUCGCAUCCACCCCAUACCUCCUGGAAGCAUCUGAGACAUAUGCUAUAGCUGUUGUAUCACUGCACCUCUUGACGGCGGGCGUGACACUAUGUAUUUCGAUAACCCUUGAUCCUUUGACUUCCAACUCGGUCGAGGCAAGAUCUGGGAUACGGCAGCUAAUGCAAGUCCAGACCCUUCUCAAGGAUAAGUCAAUUGUUGCGGCACAGAGUCUGGACAUCACGAAAAGAUUGAUGGGUCUUGUGAGGGCAAAGGAAGGCGAUAAUAGGCCAGGGACUGAGCUUCUGACCAGUGCAUAUCCAGAACUCCCUCAGAGAAACCGAGGCGAAAAUCACACCAUAGAGCCCGGGGGAGAAUGUUCUGGACAAGCGCCGAUGCUAGAGAGAAACUUUGGCUUGAAUCCACCGCCUACGAUGAAUAAUGGUAGCAUAACUGAUACACUCAGCAUGAACUUUGGAGAUCAAGACAUGAACGUCUGCGCUGACACUUCAUUAAAUGACACCCUCUUGGAAUAUGAACAAGCGGCCAGUCUUCUUUUCACUGGGGAUAUCACAUAUGAUCCAGGUGAGUCAAUGCUGGAUAAUCCUUUUUUGGAACAGAACCAAGGCUGGAUAUGGAGUUGGAACUUUCUGGAAUAG
Messenger RNA from Fusarium odoratissimum NRRL 54006, 2601 nucleotides. RefSeq lists its product as uncharacterized. NCBI's taxonomy places the organism in Eukaryota, Fungi, Ascomycota, Sordariomycetes, Hypocreales, Nectriaceae. The transcript has 3 exons. The record is from RefSeq and is a predicted model, not a curated record. Gene Ontology annotation, molecular function: DNA binding; zinc ion binding; deoxyribose-phosphate aldolase activity. Bases 1 to 2601 code for a protein of 866 amino acids. Gene Ontology annotation, biological process: carbohydrate catabolic process; DNA-templated transcription; deoxyribonucleotide catabolic process. Gene Ontology annotation, cellular component: cytoplasm.